AAACAGGUGGUUGAUUGGAAGUAGAAGCUGGAGAGCUCGUGCCAUUUGUAGGCGGAGAAGACGAGCCAUGGGAAGGCAAUUGAGUGAAGGGGAAGAUGUUCUCAUCAAACUGCACAUGGCGAGAGACAUAAAUUCGGCCAGUAUCACGUUGAAGACAGAGAUAGGCGCUCUGGCUGAGAGAGUGGCCAAGAAAAACGCAGGGAGUUGACCGGUUCUCAAGUUUGUGAUUGGCGUACGGUUUGAGCCAGAGGAAGCACCUACAGCCGAAGAUGCGGAGCUUGGAGUAGUUUGGCGUCUUGUUAAAUAGCUUCUGAAACGGUGAGAUCAUCUGUGUAACCGGAGACGGCAUCCGAUUGAUGAGGUAGACCGCGGUGUUGACAGCAUAGGUCCAGUAACGUUUGGACAUUCCGGCACGGGACAGUAAGGUGAGAGCAGUCUCCACGAUGUGUCUAUGUUUCCGCUCGGAAAUGCCGUUAUGUUCUGGAGUAUGAGGUGGUGAAGUGAGAUGUUCUAUGCCGUUCUGAGACAAGUACGACCGCAGUGCGAUGAACUCACCUCCGUUGUCAGAGUAGAGUGUGCCAAUCCGAGUUUGGAAGUGAUUCUCAACAAGCUCCUUGUACGCCAUAAAGGUAUCUUUAACUUGAGACUUUGUUUUUAGUGGGUAUAACCAAGUAUAACGGGUAUGAUGGUCAACUAGGAUAAGAUAGUAUUUGUAAUUGUCAAUAGAGAGAAUGGGGGAGGUCCAGACGUCUGAGAAAACGUAUUGAAGGGGACGAUGGGAGGUAAUAGUGUUUGUGGAGAAAGGCAAUUUGUGGCUUUUAUUAAUGGAACAAUCAGAACAUAAAGUAGACUUGGAUAAAGAACUAGAAUAAGGAAUAGAAGAAGUUGAAACAAUAGUUUUCAGAACAUCAAGAGAAGGGUGACCAAGGCGUAAGUGCCAUUGAUCAAGUGACGGUUUUGAAGGUGAAGCAGCAAAGAAGGAGUUGAUAGUUGAUGAAGAAACCGGCCACUCAUACAGAUCACCUUUGGUCUUGCCUUGGAGCAAUGGGAUUCCCGAGUAAAGAUCUUUCACCUGAAAGUGCGCAGGAAAAAAUUCAACAGACACUUUGUUAGUAUUACAAAGGCGAUACACGGAGAUAAGGUUUUUAUGAAUGUGAGGAACACAAAGAACAUUAUUCAAAGACAGAGGUCGGUUUAAGGCAGGAAAAGACAGUGAACCAGUAUGUGUAAUAGACAAACCAGAGCCAUCCCCAAUGAGGACAGAGUCAUCGCCAUGAUAAGGCUGGUGAAGAGCUAGGUUGUGGAGGUCGCUUGUCAUGUGAUGGGUAGCGCCACUGUCCAUUAGCCAGGCCGCUUCAGAAGGGGAAGAGACUGCUAUGUUUGCACGCGGCUGCCAAGGAGGAUAGGUCGGCUGUGCGUAUGUGUGGCUGUUGUUGCGACCUCCAAGUUGUGGACAUCUCUUUGCACUGUGACCUUGGAUCCCACACAAUUGGCAUCGCCCUUGAUAACCUCCUUGAUAGCUUCCUUGGUUUCCUCCUUGAUAGCCUCCUUGGUUUCCUCCUUGAUAGCCUCUAGGUUGCUUGUCUUUGUUUUGAGCAAACUUUGAAUUCUGGGAGUUCUUGUUCCAGGUUUGCUGUUGGCGCUGGGGAUAUUGUUGACGCCCUUGAGGUUGAUGAGAAGCUGCAUUGGCAGUGAUAGGGAGUACAGCAUUGGUGGAGCCGAGAGCAAUGAGUUUGGCCUCUCGAUUCAGUAGCUUCUCGUGGACUUCUGUGAGCGAUGGCGUCAUGUCUCGUCCUUCAAGUUGGUCUGAGAUGGAUUUGUAAUCCUCAGGAAGACCUCCAAGGAUGAACUCCAGCUGGUCUUCUCGAUCUAUGGGUUUGCCUAACAAGGCAAGUUGAUCAAACCUUGUUAUGAAUCCUUGCACAUAUUCAUCAAUGGUUUUGGAGCCUUUAGUCCAUUGCUUUAGUUGCAGUUUGACUUGUUGAAUAUGACCUCGGCUUGGUUUGUUAUAGGUUGCUGCAAGGAUAUUCCAGACAUCAGAGGACGUCUUUGACAUUGAGACGAGAGGCUGCACAGUGUCGGUCAGAGAUCCGAUGAGGCCACUGAAGAUCAAUCGAUCUUGUCUUUUCCACUUGGUGUAGUCUGGAUUUGCAGAGGACACACCAGCAACGACCACGGUGGGAGUUGGUGGUAAGACAGUUGAGUCAAUGAAGCUGGCUAGAUCAUAGCCAUCUAGGAGAGCCCAAACUUGUAAACUCCACAUCAUGUAGUUGCUGGAGGAGAGUUUGAUGAUGUUAUUCAUGUUGAUGUUAAGAAGCGUGGGUAUGGUGGGAUCAACAAUCUCGGCUGUUCUUGCAGACAUGAUGUCUGUGUUUUUGAGAGGAGAAGAUGAGAUGUACGAAGAAAAAAAAAGAAGAAGGAGGGGAGAGUCGGCGCUAAGAAGCGAGUAGAGCCGAGAAGAGAUGAGAAAGAAACAGGUUUUUAGGGUAUCGAUGUGGGCUCUGAUACCAUGUAAGAAGAGAUCUUUCUUAUUAUUCACUAAGGACAUUACAUGAGUAUUUAUAUGUACAAGAGAGGAGAGCUAGGUUUAGCUAAAUACAGAAGCUUCCUAAAGUGUACAAAAGAGUUAAUAAGACAAUGAAUGGGAGAAUAUUGAGUAUCCUUAACACUACCACUCUUGCACUCUCUAUCGACAAUCUGGAAGGAAGUAUUCCUAUCAAGUUCAAUGCUGGUGCAUCGCUUCAGACAUUUGAAGUUGGAUAUAACCGGCUAAACCGAGAAGCUUCCAAGGCCUCUUGUAAAGUACUGCUCUGUAGACUGUAGUGUUUCUUAAUCCUUGGAAACAGCAAAAUCAAUGACACAGUUCCUUUCGGCUCUACCAAAUUUGCAACUUUCUAUCUUUCAUUCAAACAAAUUUUAGGUCCUUUUAUCUCCUCGUCAUCAAGGUCCUUUGGGUUUCCCUGAGCCAUGAGAAUACUUGAGAUAUCUGACAAUAGAUUUACUGAAAACCUAUCACCAAACUACUUUUUUGGAUUGGAAGCAUUAUCAAUUACAAAUGAAUGAAGAUGGUGGUAUACAAAACGAUUGGUUGGUUACGAGAUGAUUUCCCACACCGGCAGACGACCAACUCCAUGAUGAAAUACAACAAAGGAAAACAUAUUGCAUGGCAACCUAAUCUUCCUUUGAAGAGAAUGCAUGGCACUGUGGUCUUCCUCUAUAAGAAAGUGUCUUUGAGACUUAACACACCCAUCAACAACACUAUAUGCAAGCAAGAAAUAGAAAGUAUGCAGUAGCAAUUUAAUAAAUAUAUAAAAUGAAAAAUCUAUUCCGACAUCCAUCAAUAGUACAAACAAACGAAAAUUAACUUCUUUGGCAAGAAACCUUAAAAUGCAGAAACACGCAAAAAGACUUUCACAGAAACAGAACAAAUGCCAUACAUAUACAAAAACUAGUGUCAUUAAUAGGUCAAAUGUAAUCGAUUUCAAAACGAACAGAAAGAAACAUCUUAUGUCUACGAAAUUAGUUUGCCUUUGGAAACUUAUUGUUACGCGAAUCCAAAGCUUUAUGUUUUACUCCAAAUCGAAAGCUUUCCGCAUCUUAGAGACUCUCAUUAUAUUGUACGAUAUGACUCAGUAUCUUAUUGUAUUUCUGGCUCAUAAGUACACAGACUACAAAACCUCCAGAAAUCUCAGUAAACAUCAAAGGAGAAAGAAGAAUCACAGAGAUGUAACUCGGCUAAUUCACACAUUUCUCCACACGACACCACACAUACCAAAUGAAGAUUCUUGUUCCCUUAGUGUGUGCUACGUGUAAGGUCUUCUGUUAGCCAAAACAUAACGUGACCGCUUUGUUUAUGACCAGGUCUGCGAUUUGACACUCCACUAACAUUAUUGCCAUGUCUUUAUGCUAAACUGAUUUAUGUAGUUUUGAACUUGUGUUAGAAAUUUCAAACUGAUGUCUUUCCAAUCCAAGUUUUUACUUUGUAUUUUUCUGUUAAACUAUUCCUAUCCACAGUUAUACGCUAUAAAAAUCAACCAACUUGGAUUUCAUUUCAGGAUUGAGUGGCAAUUAGCCACUUAACCAUACUGCACCUCAAGCCAAAAUAGAAAGAAUUCAACUUAGCUCUAUCUUCUUUCUAAGUCAAGUUGUAUGGGUGACAUAGCUCCAGUUGAAACCUACAUAUCUUUAUUUAUACCACCGAUCUUCUCUCUCACUUUUCUUACACCAAAAUACUUCUUCCUCAAUAAUUUUCAUAAAGACCUAGACCAUGUUUGAAUCCCGUUUGCGUUUGCAUUUCCUCUCUCUAAUCUUGCUCUGUUGUGUCUCCCCUUCAAGUUUCUACCUUACAUACGAUAGUACGAGUUAUGUUGCUUGUCAUCCCAAUCAGACUCAAGCUCUCACUGAGUUCAUGAAGGAGUUUGAUAGCAGCCAGUGCAACCUCAGCGAUCCCUCUAAUGGAGUCUGGUGCGAUAAAUCGACCACUGCUGUCACAAUGCUACGACUCACUGCCUGCCUCAGUGGAACGCUAAAUCCCAAUAGUAGCCUCUUCAGAUUACAUCAUCUUCGUCACCUUGUCCUCUAUCAAAAUAACUUCAUCUCCUCUUCCCUUCCUUGGGAAUUUGGCAAUCUCAGCAGGUUGGAGUUCUUAAAUCUUUCCAAUAAUAGUUUUUUUGGUCAAAUUCCUUCCUCAUUUAAUAGCCUAAGCCUUCUUUCCCUUUUAUCCCUUUCCCGAAACGAGCUCACUGGUAGUUUCCCACUUGUAAGGAAUCUAACGAAGCUUUCUUUUUUAAGCCUCUCUCAUAAUCAUUUCUCUGGAACUCUGAACCCAACAGUACUACCUACUAUGACGUUCUUAUCGAUUCUCGAUCUGAGCAGCAACAAUUUCAUCUGUUCUAUUGGAUAUCCAAACUCAUCUACCCCAUCUAGGCUCGAAAAAUUGUACCUUGGGAAAAACCUUGGAAAAAUCAUAGAGCCUAUCUCAAAGCUCAUCAACCUCAAGUUUCUUGAACUUUUUUUCCUUAACACAAGUUACCCGAUUAAUGUAAGCCUCUUUUCCUCCCUGAAAGAUUUGGUGGACCUAGACCUUUCCGGCAAUAGUAUAUCUCCGGAAAGUUUAGGUUCAAAGUCAGACAUUCCAACAAACUUGGAGAGUUUGAUGUUACAAGGCUGCGGCAUCACUGAGUUCCCAAAUCUGUUAAAGAUGCUUGGGAAGUUGGAGUAUAUAGACAUUUCGAGAAAUAGUAUCAAAGGGAAAGUGCCCGAGUGGUUAUGGAAGUUUCCUCGUCUAAACAUAGUGUUUUUAACAAAUAAUUUGUUUAAUGGCUUGGAAGGUCCAGUGGAAGUUUUGGUAAAUUCAUCGGUGGAGAAUUUAUUUAUGGAGCAAAACUAUUUUGAAAGAGCAAUUCCUAUUCUACCACUCUCUAUCAACGUCUUCGCUGCAUCAUCCAGUAGAUUCACAGGGAGCAUACCUCUUUCAGUCUGCAAUUAUAGGUCUCUCACGGAGUUGUGGAUACCUUACAACAACCUCACGGGUCCAAUUCCUCAAUGCCUGAGUAACUUGACGGUUUUGAAUCUCCAGAAGAACAAAUUGGAAGGAAGUAUUCCUGACGCAUUUUAUGCCGAUGCUUCUCUAAGGACACUUGACGUUGGACAUAAUCUACUUACUGGGAAACUUCCAAGAUCUCUUCAAAAUUGCUUCUCUCUCGAGUUUCUAGUUGUUGACCACAACCGAAUCAAAGACCAUUUUCCUUUCUCACUCAACGCUUUACCGAAUUUGCAAAUCCUUAUCCUGAGUUCAAACGAAUUCUACGGCUCUAUCUCUCCUCCUGAUUAAGGUCCGUUUCCAGAGCUGCGCAUAUUUGAGAUAUCUGAUAAUAAGUUCACUGGAAUCUUACCACCAAGGUAUUUUGUCAAUUGGAAAGCAUCGUCAGUUACCAUGAAUGAAGAUGGUGGUCUAUAUAUGGUACACGAGGAUAGUAGACAUAUCAAUACAGAUUAUAUAGAUUUGCGAUACAAAGGUAUCUCAAUGGAGCAAGGGAGGGUCCUUACUUCCUUCGCCACCAUUGAUUUUUCUGGGAAUAGAAUCGAAGGGCAGAUCCCUGAAUCAAUUGGUCUUUUGAAAGCACUUAUUGCACUCAACUUCUCAAAGAAUGCCUUCACAGGCCAUAUUCCUUUGUCUUUAUCCAAUCUGGAAAAGCUCGAGUCACUAGACCUAUCAAGCAACCAACUCUCAGGGACUAUUCCUAAUGGAAUUGGGAGCCUCUCGUUUUUAGCGUACAUAAAUGUGUCUUACAACCAACUCCAAGGUGAAAUACCACAAGGAACACAGAUCACUGGGCAACCUAAAUCUUCAUUUGAAGGGAAUUCAGGGCUUUGUGGUCUUCCUUUCCAGGAAACUUGCUUUGGGAUUAUUACACCUCCAACACAACAACUUUCGGAAGAAGAUGAAGAAGAAGAGGAACAAGUGCUGAACUGGAAAGCUGUAAUUAUUGGGUAUGGACCUGGAGUGUUGCUUGGACUGGCAAUAGCGCACAUCAUUGCUUCAUACAAACCUCAGUGGCUUGUCAAGAUAGUUGGUCCCAAUAUGCGCAGAAGCGGUUAGUAUUGUUUCAGUUUGAGUGUAAUCCUUGAAUGUAUGUCUGGUAGUUAAAUGCUCAUGUAUGCAAGCAUUUCUUUAUGUUUGUUUAUCUGUUUUAUUAUAUUUCUCCUUUUAUAAUGUUCCGAAGUCUCUUCUAUAUUUCUCCUUUUAUAGUUGUUGACCACAGCAUAAUCAAAUACAAGUUUCUUCUUUUGGCUCAAGGCUAUACAAAAUUUCCAAGUCCUUAUCCUCAGUUCAGACAAAUCUAUGGCCUGGAAGAUAACUGGUGCGACCGCAUAAACCGUUAUUUAGGAUUGUUUCAAUUAUAGCAUUUCCUUGUGUUUUUUUUUUGUGUGUGUAUCGUUAGAAUUGCUGCUGUCUGACUUUGAUCUUUCGUUGUUUGUCAACAAGUUGUAUUAAAGCAUUAUCUUAUGUUUGUUGUAUCUUAAUCAAAUAAUUUGCCUAA
Molecule: messenger RNA, 7043 nt
Organism: Raphanus sativus (radish)
Lineage: Eukaryota; Viridiplantae; Streptophyta; Magnoliopsida; Brassicales; Brassicaceae
Product: receptor like protein 28-like
Molecular function (GO): protein binding
Source: RefSeq, a predicted model, not a curated record